AUGCUGUCAUUUCUAGCAAAAAGGGUUCCACGCACAAUAACUGCGAAUCAGAAUCUUGUGGUCUUCGAUGGGGGCCGGUCUUUCAUCGAGUUCAAGGCUCCGACCGACCGAUAUUUAGUGGUGAAUCGUUGGCCACCCAGCUCGAGUGACGCAAACAGGAACAUCGCUUUACAACCACCACUUCACUGGCAUCGUCACCAAACAGAAACAUUCCACGUUCUACACGGAACAGCCGAGUUCGUGUGCAACGGUCAUAAGAUAAUCAAGAAGGCGGGCGAUUUGAUCACCAUACCAGCCAAGGCGAUUCAUACUUUUCGCAAUAUUAGCGAGUCAGACGAAUUAUUGAUUGAAUUUGUCCUUGAGCCGAAGUGGCGAGAGCGAGAUGAGGCUUUUUUCCGAAACGUGCAAUCUUAUCGAGAUGAUUGUCGUAAAGCUGGCAUCCCACGGAGUUUACCGCAGGUCCUGCUUUUCAACUGGGUUGGUGGAGUUGUUCUUGCUCUUCCAGGACCUACCAUAAUUUCGAAACCUGUAGGUGUGGCCUUGAAUUUAUUCGGUGGGCUUGUUCUGGGUAAAUAUAUCUUGGGAUACAGGGAGUCUUAUCCCGAGUACUACAAAAUACGAGUCUAG
Molecule: messenger RNA, 627 nt
Organism: Penicillium subrubescens
Lineage: Eukaryota; Fungi; Ascomycota; Eurotiomycetes; Eurotiales; Aspergillaceae
Product: cupin domain-containing protein
Exons: 2
Coding region: 1-627 (208 amino acids)
Source: RefSeq, a predicted model, not a curated record